AUGAGUUAAAUACAAACAAACAGCUGUUUAUUUUACAGUUAUAUUGACAGUUUAAAGAAUGCAAUAGUUUAUUUCCUAUCGCACCCCUAUUAGUAAUCCGCGAUGUAGCAUGAGCCCGAAAAAAAGUUGUCUUUCAUUCUCAAGUUAUGUGGAAAGCAAACAAACAGCAGUACGUCAAGCAGCACUGAUUUAUUCAUGCUUAAUUAACACUUUGAGCCAAAGUUUGACCGUCAACAUCUCAAACCAUCAUGAUUUCGUCGGAUGUCGAGCAGGGCCAAGGGGAGAAGAGCGCCCGCCCCCUCUCGCUGUCUGGUCACGUGGGCUUCGACGGUCUCCCCCAUCAGCUGGUCAACAAGUCAACCUGCCAGGGGUUCUGCUUCAACAUCCUCUGCAUCGGAGAGACGGGCAUCGGUAAAUCCACCCUGAUGAACACGCUCUUCAACACUAACUUCGAGAGUGCCGAGUCGUCCCAUUUCGAGCCCAAGGUGAAGCUCUCGGCCAAGACGUACGACCUCCAAGAAGGCAACGUGAGGCUGAAGCUCACCAUCGUCAACACCGUGGGAUUCGGCGACCAGAUGAACAAGCAGCAAAGCUACCAGCACAUCGUGGACUACAUCGACACGCAGUUCGAGUCUUACCUGCAGGAGGAGCUGAAGAUAAAGCGCUCGCUGCACAACUACCACGAUUCCCGCAUCCACGCCUGCCUGUACUUCAUAGCCCCGUCCGGCCACUCCCUGAAGUCCCUGGACCUAGUCACCAUGAAGAAGCUGGACAGCAAGGUGAACAUCAUCCCUGUCAUCGCCAAGGCGGACACCAUCUCCAAGAGCGAGCUGCACAAGUUCAAGCUGAAGAUCAUGAGUGAGCUGGUCAGCAACGGCGUCCAGAUCUACCAGUUCCCCACUGACGACGAGACCGUGUCCAGCAUCAACUCCGCCAUGAACGGCAUCCUCCCGUUUGCGGUGGUGGGCAGCACAGAGGAGGUGAAGAUAGGGAACAAGAUGGUAAAGGCGCGGCAGUACCCCUGGGGCGUGGUGCAAGUGGAGAACGAGAGCCACUGCGACUUCGUGAAGCUGCGUGAGAUGCUGAUCGGGGUGAACAUGGAGGACCUGCGGGAGCAGACGCACACGCGGCACUACGAGCUCUACCGCCGCUGCAAACUGGAGGAGAUGGGCUUCAGAGACACAGACCCGGAGAGCAAGCCCGUCAGUCUCCAGGAGACGUACGAGUUCAAGCGGCAGGAGUUCCAGGGGGAGCUGCAGAAGAGGGAGGAGGAGAUGAGGCAGUCGUUCGUCCAGAGGGUGAAAGAGAAGGAGAUGGAGCUCAAGGAGAAGGAGAGAGAGCUCCAGGGGCGCUUUGAGCAGCUGAAGCGGCUCCACCAGGAGGAGAAGGGGAGGCUGGAGGAGCGGAGGCGCUCCCUGGAGGACCAGCUCAACGGCUUCAGCACCAAGAGGGCGGCGGCCGAGCUCCUGCUGCAGGGGGGGGGCUACGGGGGGGGCGGGGCCAACCUCAAGAAGGACAAGGACCGCAAGAAUUCUGGAUUCAUGUGAGGAAUGCUGCGACCGAAGCGACAAAAACAAUAAUUCCUGGAUGUUGCGACGAGCAAAAUCACCUUUAAAAAAAGAAGAAAACAUCAACAAAAAAAUCUUGAAUUAUUCUUUGUGUGAUUUAAAGUGUGUUUAGUAUAUCUUGCCAUAGCGUACGGCUUUAUUUAAACUAAUGUUUAACUGGGUUAAACGUUAAAUUUGUGUCUGCAAUUCACUCUAUAGCCACAGGGGGGGCAAAGUAUUUUGGUAGAGAGAAGUAUUUUUGGGAUGAUGCUCAUGGUUACAUGUUCAAGGGUUUAAACUGUUUGGGUGUAAAUGUCAGAUGGCAUAUUUUGGUGUUUAGGUUAUGGUUUAUUUUAUUUCAUGAGAUUGAUGUGGUUGAGGUCCGGUUAAAUUAUCUGGGAGGGGUGCUAGCUAGUAUGUAGCCUAGUUGGCUAGGUACUUUGUAGCCCAGUUGGCAAGCUAGUUUUCACCAUACAACUAGUUGGUUGGCUAGUUGUACCCCACUUAGUCAAGUAAGUUAAGUUACUUAACUAGUGUGCACCCUACAGCUAGUUAGUUAGAUAGUUUGCAUCCUAGUUCGUUAGCUAUUUUGUUCCCUACAAAUAGUUAGUUAGCUAGUUUGUACCCUACAACUUUCUGGCUUAUUUUGAUCUAUCGCAGUUAGCUAGCUCCAGACUAAGCUACAUUCGCCCGUUUCCUCGGUCUAGCCAGAAGAUUCCGCCGCAGACAGCCUCUAGUCCGGCUCUUCUCACCAGUUUCCGGGCCAUGGACCAUCUUAGUUCACCUGCUGUGGUUCUCAAAGCGUGUAGCUCUCAUGGCUAGCUAAGCUGCUCAAGAACCACAACGUUUCUAUGGUGCCUUCACUACAUGACCAGUGUUUCUUAUUGACUUGUUAUUAUGUAUUAUACUUACCCCGAGUACACAGUGGGGUGAUAUUCCUCUAGUUAUAUAUAGAUAUUAUAUAUUAUGUAUGGCUUUUUCCUCAGGCUGUGUUUAUGUGUUUAUUGACCACUGUCGGCUAAUUUUUAACCGUGAUAGAUUGAAUUUGGUACAAUUCGAUUUUUUUUACGGAGAACAAUAAAAAAAAAGCAUGAUUUUGCAAAAUCAAUGGUGCCUGAGUCAAAAAAAUUUUUUUUAGUAAUCGGUCGUCAUUAAAAGAAGCGUAUGGGGUAACACCCGUUUUUUACCUGUUGCUGUCAAAUAAAACAAGGGGUAAACAUGUCGUUUUAUCUGUCGCCGGCAAAUAAAACAUAAACACGUUUUUUAUCGGCGGUCAUGAAAAAAACCUUAGGGGUAACUUAUGGAGUUAGAAUCAUGCCAAAACCCCCCACACACACAAAACGUGAUUUACUCACGCAAAACGAUUCACACACACACAAAACGUGUUUUACUCACGCACAACGAUUCACAUGUUUUGUAUUUGGUUUGCAAAUACAAAACAUCAUUCACAAACUAAUGCAUUUUGCUUCAGAAACAAAUACAGUAGCCUAUGUUUUACACAUACAAAGAAACAUUACUUCAAUUACAAAAAAAUAUCCUCCAAGUACAAACUAAAAUCUUUCAAGUACAAACAAAUCUUUCAAGUACAAAAAAAAAUCCUUCAAGUACAAAACAAUUCUACAAGUACGGAAAUCUGAAAGUUGCGCGUGGAUCACCAAGGCGGAAAAUUAGUGCCAAAAGUCACGUGACAAAUUCACACUACACAACAGCAGGUGGCGCUGUUGAGUCAGUUUAAGGCCGCCAGGACGAUCUUUUUUCUCCCCAAAAUCUUUAUUUGCAACACAUUCUCACUCCGAGCGCGUCGAUUUUUGACGAACGGUCAGUGACUUUGGCUUCAGCCUCUGACGCAAAAGGGUACCCUUGUGCUUCUUUUUUCGACGCAUGGUGUUUUCAACUUGUUAGAAUGUAGGCCUAAUCCCUCCACGGCAAUAUAUGAAGCUAUGAGCAUUCAUCCCAUUGGCUAACGGAAGACCAAAUGCCUGCACAUUAACGGUGAAAUCUGUGACAUUAUUCAAAACAACUACACCAACGUGUCCUUGUUAAUUACACAACAUGUAUGAGUUAAGGCUAUGGACAUCAGUUGUCCUGUUUUGUGCUUUGAUUGAGAGAAACAAUAAUUUUUUUGAUCAGUGUUGGAUAUCUGAGGUCGUUGCUAUAGAUACCACGUCCGUCCGCUUUUUUUGACCACUGACAGAGCAACACUAUCGCAUCAAAAUUACGUUCCCAGAGAACUAUUCGGCAUUCUCAAUUACGUUUGUCUGAAAAACGCAUUUUGUCUGUGAUUAAGUUUUAUUGAACAUAUCGCAAAUGCGAAUUCGUUCUCAGCCUAUUUU
Messenger RNA from Gadus chalcogrammus (walleye pollock), 3880 nucleotides. RefSeq names its product septin-8-A-like. The coding region runs from base 249 to 1547 and encodes 432 amino acids. Gene Ontology annotation, biological process: cytoskeleton-dependent cytokinesis. Lineage: Eukaryota; Metazoa; Chordata; Actinopteri; Gadiformes; Gadidae. Gene Ontology annotation, cellular component: septin ring; cell division site; septin complex. The record is from RefSeq and is a predicted model, not a curated record. Gene Ontology annotation, molecular function: GTP binding; molecular adaptor activity; GTPase activity. The transcript has 10 exons.